Penicillium cinerascens is the source of this 1200-nucleotide messenger RNA. RefSeq lists its product as uncharacterized. The record is from RefSeq and is a predicted model, not a curated record. The coding region runs from base 1 to 1200 and encodes 399 amino acids. The transcript is spliced from 3 exons. Lineage: Eukaryota; Fungi; Ascomycota; Eurotiomycetes; Eurotiales; Aspergillaceae.
AUGACCCAUGACGGCUCUUGGACAACAGAGCCAGGCCCGAACGGCAUCGGCCACCGUAAGAUGAGUCGGGUAUUUAAGAUCAGUGUCAAAUGGGGAGGGGGGUUGGCUAUCUGCCACGCACCUUUCCUGUUUAACCACCCCCCCUCAUAUUUAAAGAUCUCGCCUGCCCCGCCCCAACUUGGGUACACAAGAAGCAUGGCGCCUAAGAUUUUCGACAAGCUGUUCAAACGAGAAUACCAUCCCAGGCCCUUGGUGUUCUGGCCAAAUGCAAUCGGGAUCUCAGAUUCUACUUGCGAAAUUAAAGGGGACCUGUUCAACGAAUGGAAACUACCGAUCCCAGCACCAGAACAAAACGCCCUGAAAUCUCGCACUCGACAACGGGCCACUCAGCAAACGAGCUUGUUCUUCCGGCUUCCUGUGGAAGUGAGAAGAAUGAUCUAUAUUGAGCUAAUGGGUAAUCGACGCGUACACAUCGAGUAUGCAUGGACGUUCCAGUCUCCUUUUCGGCCAAAGACGAAACGAGGACGCAAGCGCUGGGAUUGGUGGCAUGGCGUCUGCCAAAAUAGAGAUUCUUUCGCCCGGGACAUCUGCGCGGACAAGUGUAUGGAUCGUGGUGAUGAGACGGAUUUAUGCCGCACCGAGCGAUUAGCGAGUGCGCCCCCUGGGACAAAGCUUUGCGGCGUAGAGUGGCUAAGGUGUUGUCAAAUUGGCUACGACGAAGCAUUACAAGUCCUAUAUGGAACAAAUAUCUUUGUUCCCCGAGAAGGACUCGCCUCUCCGUUCAUUAUGUCGAAACUUCUAUCACCAACUUGCACACAACUCAUUCAAUCGGUCGAUCUCACAUUUGAGUCUUGGCAUGGCAUGGACGGGGCACCACUUGCCAAAAUCUGGACAACAGUCUACCCCGCUAUCUUCGACCUUUUCGAGCAAUGCUUCUGUAAGGUUCGCUCGUUACGCAUGACGAUUAAAUUGCCGGCUUGGGAAAACGUGAAGCAGAACAUGAGCAACAGCAAAAUAAAUGAGAUCGUGGCACCGUGGGAGAGACUUGCCAGAAAUCGAGACUGGAAAAGACUAGAAUUCUGCGUUCCUUUUGAUUGGUACCCUGUACUAACAGAGAGAGCGGCGACUCAGAGUAUAUGGGAGCUCACGGAGACAUAUUGGUACGACAAGUACAUAGGAAGAAAUGGUUGUCUUUUUUAG